This is a messenger RNA of Glossina fuscipes, 804 nucleotides long. Its product is annotated as kelch-like protein 5. The coding region runs from base 1 to 804 and encodes 267 amino acids. Lineage: Eukaryota; Metazoa; Arthropoda; Insecta; Diptera; Glossinidae. Gene Ontology annotation, molecular function: protein binding. The record is from RefSeq and is a predicted model, not a curated record. The transcript has a single exon.
AUGACAGCCAAAAACGAAUGCGAAGUCUACGAUAUUUCCAAAAACAAACUGGUUUCUAUCCCAAGUAUGAAUGAGAAUAGACAGGAAAAUGCUGCUGUUUCCUACAACGGUGUAGUUUAUUCAGUGGGUGGAAGUGAAUUGAACACGGCAGAAUGUUAUGAUCCUGCCAGUAAGCGAUGGAGUUACAUAGCACCAAUGAAUUAUGAUCUGGAAGAUUUUGGCAUUUGCACGUACAAUGGUCUAAUUUAUGUUCUUGGUGGAAAGUUCAAUUUCAUAGUAGAAAGCUAUGAUCCUGCAACUAACAAAUGGCACUUGUGUCAGGAUAUCCCUGUGGAUAUGACUUUAUAUUCCAAUCGGGCGACAGUGGCAGAAAAUUGUAUAUACAGUCUAACUCAAAAAUCUAAUGGUAAUUCACUUUUUCGCUUUGACCCGAGAAAUGGAAAAUGGUAUAAUUUACAUAAGAUGCUACGCCCAUCUGGUCAAUACGAACUCAUCUCAUAUGAUCGAACAUUGUUUGCCAUUGGAGCAAAAGACUGCAAACGACUCGACAUACGGGUGAAGAAAUGGGAACCUAUUCCUUCCAUGUUGUCUAAUAGGUAUGGUUUCUCGGCCGUAAUAGCCGCAAAAGACAUUUAUGUGUUGGGCGGUAGAGAAAGACGUAGCCCAGAAUUGAUUACAAGUGUGGAACGCCUUAACAUAGAUAAUAAUGAGUGGACAACAGUCAAUUCAAUACAAAUUGAAAACUAUUCCGUGGGAACUGCAAUUUUCAGCGGAGAUUUUGAUUUUAAUAAGAAUAUAUAUUAG